ACUGCGGGUUGUGUAACGUCUUGUGUGUACAUUCAUCGUGCGCGUAACCAAUCUAAAGUAGUACUUGAAGUUCAAUUUCUUAAACUUAACCUACUUGAGGUAAAUUUCUGAUGCAUGCUUAUCAGUGCGGAAAAGAGGGACUAAGGGCUAAGGGCUACAACGUUCAUUCUAUUUAGCUUAGGAAACAUUUUAACGUUACUUAACAUCGGAUGUGCAUCGUUAACCUAUGUGCUACAAUGUUUCUUUCUGCCCACACGGAAGGGGAGCCUCUCCAUACUUUCUACAUUUCUCUAAUAGCCUAAUCAGUGUGUGAACAUGCAAAAAUGACCCUGAAAUCCGCUGAGACUAUCAGUCAGCAUAAUAAGUAAACUGUCACAGUUCAAAGGCCAAAUAGCCUCCUGGUGUGUGUUUUUAGAGAGAGCAAUGCUAAUUUCACACCGUUCAUUGUCAUGUGCGAUAUGUCAAGCAAGCAAUCUCGUUUUCGCAAAUAGUAAUGUGCUUAUGUUGACCAGGUUGCAGGGGUAAAGCAUGGCUCAAAAACUUUUGAUCAUUGACACGGACUGUGGCAUUGACGAUGCCCAGGCGAUUAUGGUGGCAUUGGCACAACCCGAUGUGAAAGUUUUGGCCAUCACCUGCUGCUUUGGAAACACCACAGUCGAUCAUGUGUGCCAGAACGUCGUUCGGGUGCUGUCUGUUUGCAGACGCAAUGAGAUCCCAGUUUUCAAAGGGUCAGCCAGUCCUUUGGUGGGAGCUUUUAACACCUUGAAGGACCACUUUGGCACAGAUGGUCUUGGUGAUGUUUUAAAAGCAGAAGACCCUGUAGGCUGGAAAGAUCAAAUCAAGCAAGAGAAUGCGGUGACUGCUAUGAUCAGACUGGUGUCUGAGAACCCUGGGCAGGUAUCCCUUGUGGCCCUUGGCCCCUUGACUAACUUGGCUCUGGCAAUCCGACUGGAGCCAACAUUUCCUCAGAAGCUGAAAGAUCUUUUCAUCAUGGGAGGAAAUAUGGAGGGAAAAGGGAACGUGUCUGUAUGUGGGGAAUUUAACUUUGUUAUGGAUCCAGAGUCUGCAUAUGUUGUUUUGGAAGAAUACUUAUGUCCUACAUAUAUUGCGACAUGGGAAUUCACUUGCAGAAAUAAGCUUCCAUGGGACUUUUUUGAGAAGAUAAUUGACCAAGAUUACGCCGCUGCUCGCUUUACGAAGACCAUCACAUCCAAGUGCUGGGCUUUCUCUCGGGAAUUUGGAGUGAACAAAAGAGACGUGCUCUUUGGCCAGGGCUUCGUGCCUUACGACGCGUACGCGGUGGCGGCUUGCGUUGACCCCAGCGUCGUGUCGGAGAGUGUGGAAUGCGCCGUUCGGGUGGAGCUGCAGGGAGCUUUGGGUCGAGGGAUGAUGGCGCUGGAUCCCAGCAACAUGCUAAAGAAGAGCCAUAAAGUCACCAUCAUGAAAACAUGCGACCUAGCAAAGUUUAGUGAACUACUAGCGGACUCACUCAGACAGCCAAAAGUAGACCGAUAGAGGAAGAGAGGUGUCAUAUGUUUGGCACUCCGGGCUGGAUACCCAGAUGUGGAUGGAUGAAAGCCACUAAGUCCAAGACUGAAAGGUCCUUUUCUGAGGAGAUCUUCAUCAAAGUCCUCCUUUAGUCCAGGACCAGGGAAAUUGUCGGUUUCAUUUGGAUUGUAUAGCACUGUGGAGUUUCACCAUAAAUAAAAGGGCAAAAGACUCA
Sardina pilchardus (European sardine) is the source of this 1723-nucleotide messenger RNA. RefSeq lists its product as uncharacterized. NCBI's taxonomy places the organism in Eukaryota, Metazoa, Chordata, Actinopteri, Clupeiformes, Clupeidae. The transcript has 5 exons. Gene Ontology annotation, molecular function: hydrolase activity, hydrolyzing N-glycosyl compounds. The record is from RefSeq and is a predicted model, not a curated record. The coding region runs from base 529 to 1515 and encodes 328 amino acids.